Messenger RNA from Capronia epimyces CBS 606.96, 1503 nucleotides. RefSeq lists its product as uncharacterized. The coding region runs from base 1 to 1503 and encodes 500 amino acids. Lineage: Eukaryota; Fungi; Ascomycota; Eurotiomycetes; Chaetothyriales; Herpotrichiellaceae. The transcript has a single exon. The record is from RefSeq and is a predicted model, not a curated record. Gene Ontology annotation, molecular function: lyase activity.
AUGUCUUUGUCUAAUGGGACCGGGACCGGGACCGGGAAUGAUGUUGCCAACAACGAUGGCAACGUCCCCGUCCCCGUCACCCGCAUCUUCGCCGACUUCGUGGCCAAUGUGCAGCCCGCCGCCCUGACUGCGCAGGUGCGAGACCGGCUGAAAGAGUUCCUGCUCGACUUCAUCGGGGUCACGCUCGCGGCCAGCCAGACGUCAGACUCGACCGAACCCAUCUGCCGGGCGGUGCGGGCGCUGGGCGGCCAGACAGACACGGACACAAAGAACAGCUCCAGCUGCACGGUGCUGGGCAAGGGGCGAGGCUGGACGCCGGCGUACGCGGGCCUGUUGAACGCCGCGCUCGGCCACUCGCUGGACUUUGACGACACGUACGCGCCGGGCACGCUGCAUGCGGGCGUGACGGCGUUCGGGGCGGGCUUGAGCCAGGCGGAAGUGCUGAGCCACAGCGACAUCGACACCGACAUUGACAUCGACCGUUUCCUGCUCGCCGUCGCCGUCGGCUACGAAAUCACAUGCCGGCUGGGCCGCGAGCUGGGCAACGAAGCGUACGCGCGCGGGUUCCACAACACGUCGACGGCGGGCAUCUUCGGCGCGGUGGCCACCAUCGCCGUGCUCAAGCGGCUGCCGGCGGCGACGGUGGCAGACGCCUUCGGGCUCGCCGGGUCCAAGGCGGCCGGGUCGAUGCAGUACCUGGCCAACGGCAGCUGGAACAAACGACUGCACCCGGGGUUCGCGGUGCACGACGCCUUUGUGUGCGUGGCCCUGGCCGAGGCCGGCGUGGUCGGCGCCGCCAGCAUCCUCGAGGACGCCAAGUUCGGCUUCCUGCACGCCUACAGCCCCAAGCAAGACAAAGACCUGCACUAUCUGGUCGCCGAUCUGGCCGUGCGCUGGGAGUUCCUUGAGACCUCGCUGAAACCCUUUCCGGCCUGUCGCAUGACCCACGGGUUCAUCGAGCACGCGGCCAAGUUGGGGCGGGACCGGGACAGCGACAGAAGCCAGAGUCUGGGCCCUCCCCAAGUCAAAAGAAUCACUCUGUCCCUGAGCCCCAACAACCUCCUCGUCGUCGGCGCCCCCACCCCUAACAAGAUCCACCCGGAGAACAUGGUCGACGCCCAGUUCUCGGCCUACUUCACCACGGCCAACAGUUUCCUGUACGGCUCGGACAACGGCGUGCGGUGCUACGAGCCCGACCGGCUUCGCGACCCGGCCAUCCGCGCCCUCGCCGACAAGAUCGUCUGCGUCGCCGACCCGUCCAUCAAGCAGUUCGGCUCCAAGAUCCGCGUCGAAUACGCCGACGGCCACGGCGACCCGGUCGAGGUCGACAUCCCCUAUCCGCUGGGCGAGGCUCAGCAUCCCUUCACCAGGGACCAGGUCGACGCCAAGUUCUUCAGUCUGGUCAAUCCCGUGCUAGGGGAGGAGCGCGCCCGUAGGAUCAAGAGUGUGGUCGAUGACAUUGAGAAAUAUACCGUUGUCGAGUUGUUGGGAUUGUUGUAUUAG